CAUGUUUUGGUUUGGUUUUGUGAAUGCGUGUGUGCUUGUAUGCAUGUAUGCGGGGUGUGUGUGGGAAAUGAAACCUUCAUUUAAAAAAAGCAGAAAAAAACCCAAGAAAAAAGCAGAAAAAAAGUGAACCUCUUUCACACCAUAAAAACAAUUAUUUACACACUCACAAAUCCAAACACGCAAUAACACAUAUUAAACGUCAAACCUUAUUAUUGUUUUUUUAGCAUCAAUGACUAUCGGGCACCGCGUACUUUGCUCGUUGCCCAUAGCGGCUCUUGCGCUAAGCGUCGCAGCUCAAGUUCAGCACCAGAGGUUUACGCCCUUUGACCUGGUCCAAACCACGCGGCUUUCAGGCACCCCGGCGAUCUCGCCCGGAAACACCGCACUGGCCUACAUCCAAACGCACUACUCCGUUGAGAAAAGGCGCCAAACCACGCAGCUCGUAAUCCAGCCGCUGGGAGGAGAAGGACACCUGGCCGAUUCAGGUCUUACUGGGGAAAUCGUUCUCGAGCACUCGACAGACGUGCGACCAUCUGCUGCUGCAUCCAGUGCUAAAAAGACCGGAAUGAAACCGGCGCAGCCCGUGUGGCUGAGCGACUCCGCCCUGGCAUUCGUGGUGCUGGGCGACAGCGAGUCCACCGUAUACGCGCUCGAUAAAAAACACAAAGGCCAUGGGCGGAACAGUGGGUGGGGCAAGCCCAAGGAGGUCACCCGGGUGGAUGCCGAGAUCUCUGACCUUGCAUACAGCCGCGAAUCCGGCAUUCUGGCAUUCACUGCGCCGGUAUACACCGGCACAAGCAUUAAGCAAACUGCCGAGCGCGACAAAAAUGAGACCCAGGACAGGGCAGAUUCCGGGCAAGUGUUCGACGAACUCUGGGUGCGCCACUGGGACGCAUUCGUGUCGCCCAAGGUCAGUCAGAUCCACAGUCUCCGGGUAUCGCCCCGUGGCCUGGUGGUGGCGGGCAAGAGGGGCAGCGCCGGGCCGCACAACGUUAUGCGGGGAACAGCGGUGGCUGACGGUGCGCGGUUCGAGGCGCAGCAGGGCUUUGUGCUGUCGCCAAAUGGCACGCGCGUGGCGUUCGUCGCCAAAAAUCCAGCAUUAGAGUACGCGUGGCAGACCACCAGCUACAUCUACCUGGCCAGCACCGACAGCGACAGCAACAACAAGACUGGGCCAGUAUUAGUGGUUAACCAGGAGGCCGGCGCGGGCGCGAGCAGCAGCCCGGCGUUUAGCGCGGACGGCGCAAGGCUGGCGUACCUGCAGAUGCUGCACCCGGCAUAUGAGGCCGACCGCAACCGCAUCCGGGUCUACGACAUUGCGCAGAACAAAACCAUAAGCGUGGCGGAAGACUGGGACCGCUCGCCAGCGCAGCUCGCCUGGGUUGAUGCGGAGACACUGGCGGUGACGUACAUGGACCACGGGCGCAGUAAGCUGGCCACCGUUGAUGUGCGCACCGGCGCAGUCACGCCGGCUGUCUCGGAGCACUCCACUGGCCUGGUCCGGGUUCUUGAUGGGCGCCGUGCACUCGUGGAGUUCAGCGCGCUGGACUCGCCCACAGACCUAUUCGACGUGUCGCUGGACUCCGGGGAGAUGCACCGCUUGACUGCGCUUAACGCGGACCUCCGCGCACGCGACGUUCUGAGCAGCCCCGAGGACGUGGAGUUCAUUGGCGCGGAUAACCAGACAAUCCACGGGUUUAUCCUGCAUCCUCCGGGGUUCGACCCGGAGCGCACGUAUCCGCUGGCGCUGGUAAUCCAUGGUGGGCCGCAGUCAAGCUUUGCAGAUGCGUGGAGUAGCCGGUGGAACCUCAAUGUGUUUGCCAGCGCCGGGUUCGUCACCGUGGCGCUGGAUCCGCAGGGGUCAACCGGGUACGGACAAAACUUUACAGACGCAAUCCGCAACCAGUGGGGCGGCAAGCCGUAUGACAGCCUGAUGCUCUCCGUUGACCAGCUGCUCCAGCAACGGCCAUACGUGGACUCCCAAAGGAUGGCAGCUCUCGGGGCGAGCUACGGCGGGUAUAUGAUUAACUGGAUCAACGGCCACACUGACCGAUUCCGCUGCUUGGUUAAUCACGACGGGAUAUUCUCUACUGUCAGCACUUAUUAUAGCACGGAGGAGCUGUACUUCCCUGAGACCGAGUUUGAGGGCACACCAUUUGAGGAAAAGGCAAGGGCAAACUACGAAAGGUGGAAUCCUGAGAGGUUCGUUGCCAAGUGGAGGACGCCGACGCUGGUCGUGCAUGGGGAGAAGGAUUACCGGCUGACUGUGUCCGAAGGCUUGAGCACAUUUACGGCGCUAAGGAGGCAGCGCGUGCCGGCGAAGCUGCUGUACUUCCCGGAUGAGAACCACUGGGUGGUGAAGCCAGCCAACUCGCUCAGGUGGCACACUGAGGUUCUCGAGUGGAUCACCCAGUGGACCGAACAAGAGCCGGCGGAGAAGGAGGAGAGGGGGUCCCGCAGAUUCACACUGCAGAACCAGAAACCAGCCGACGAGAAUCUCAUUAAUUAAUUGCAAUUGAAUAAAUAAAAUUCAUUUAUUUUUACUUGAGUCUGCG
Molecule: messenger RNA, 2555 nt
Organism: Kickxella alabastrina
Lineage: Eukaryota; Fungi; Kickxellomycota; Kickxellomycetes; Kickxellales; Kickxellaceae
Product: Alpha/Beta hydrolase protein
Exons: 1
Coding region: 230-2509 (759 amino acids)
Biological process (GO): proteolysis
Molecular function (GO): serine-type endopeptidase activity
Source: RefSeq, a predicted model, not a curated record